Messenger RNA from Strongyloides ratti, 1425 nucleotides. RefSeq names its product Pleckstrin homology-like domain-containing protein. Lineage: Eukaryota; Metazoa; Nematoda; Chromadorea; Rhabditida; Strongyloididae. Bases 1 to 1425 code for a protein of 474 amino acids. The record is from RefSeq and is a predicted model, not a curated record. The transcript is spliced from 4 exons.
AUGUUGAGUAGGGGUUUAGAUGAUAUCCGAUCACCGAGAAGGAGAAGAUAUUUAUGUGAUAUUUCAAACGUUGAUAAAUUAUCACGACCAAAAAAUGUUCCAUCAACAUGGCAUACAAAAGAGGACAAUGAUAAAUUUUUUGAUCAGUUAGGUGUAGAUACAUUUACCAUUGCAACUGGUUUGUGUGUUUUAAAGUGUGGUUCGAAAGGUUUUUUAGGAUAUGAAGAAUUCCGAGGUGUUGCAGUAUUUGCUAAAGAUUUUAUGCAUCGAUGUAAUUUUAUAAGAAUUUAUCAUAUAACGACAUUUGAAUUAUUAUAUGAGAUUGAACUCUUGGAUAUGUUUUUAUUUAAAUUACAUAGAAGUGAUCGGAAAAAAUUGACAAUAAAAAUGGGUAUUCAUUACGCUGAUAUGAUUUUUGCUGAAAGAGGUGAUAUGUUGCAAUUUAAAAGAAAGUUGUGUAGAAUUGGUAUUGAAAAAAUUAAACCAUCUCUUGUAAAGCGGAUUCAAAACUGUUGGGAUAAUACAAAGAAAAUACUUGGAAACGUUAUACACGAGAAAAAGUCAAAUGAAUCCGCAAUUGUUAAUUCAGUUAAUGAAUAUUCAUACAAUGAUUCAAAUCAGUUUUAUACACCUAUGUCAUCUAAACUUUUAAGUAGGAAAAAUAAAUCAGGUGAUUUUUCUAAAUAUGACAGAGGGCAGCGUUGUGGCAUUAAAAGGAAGAUUACAGUAAAUGACCAAGACUCUGUUUAUUGUGAUGUAAAAAGACAAGCAAAGGAUCAAACAAAUUCAAAAAUACGGGUAGUUAAUUAUACUGUUUAUUCUCCUAAAACACCUACUUCAAGAAGAACCCCAGAACUUAUUAAUUUACCUCCAUCACCACCUGAAACACCUAGGGGAAUUCUAAAAGGACAUGGUCAAACUAAAUUAGUUUUAAAUAAUUGUAACGAUGAAACUUUACAUGUAGUAAAAAGCGAAAUCAAACAAGUAAAUUUUAAUUCUACUGAAGCUUUUACUUUAGGUCCUUCGGAAUCUCUUUUGCCACCACCACCUACUUUAAAGGGGGCUGUUAGGACUGUUCCAAGACCAUGUAGGAACCCUCCACCACCACCUCCCUUAGAAAAUAGAAUUUUAGUUAAUAAUGACAAGACUCCAACAACAAAAGUAAUUCCUUCUGAUUUACUAGCUGAGAUUCGCUCAGCUCCUCAAUUAAGAGGUGUUUCAAAAAUUAAUGGAAAUAUGGCAACUCCACACAGUCUUUCUACUGCUCAAUCUCCUCUACAUUUGAUUCGUUCGGCUAUGUUAACACGACGAAAAAGUAUAAAAGAAGACGAAUCAGAAGAUGAGGGGACACGAAGUACAUUUCACGACACAACUGAUUGGAGUGUUAAUGAAAGAUAUCAUGAAAUGAGAUAUCCUCUUAAGUAA